AGUCCCCGCGCAAGCCGUCACGCGAUGGCCUUUGGCUCCUGCCUGUUGCUGAUGUUGCGGCGGGGUUUUCAUCAUGGAGCUCUCGCGGCGGAUCUGUCUCGUGCGACUGUGGCUGCUGCUCCUAUCGUUCUUACUGGGCUUCAGCGCGGGAUCUGCCAUCGACUGGCGGGAACCCGAAGGCAAGGAAGUAUGGGAUUAUGUGACUGUCCGAAAGGAUGCCCACAUGUUCUGGUGGCUCUAUUAUGCCACCAACCCUUGCAAGAACUUUUCAGAGCUGCCCCUGGUCAUGUGGCUUCAGGGUGGUCCGGGUGGUUCUAGCACUGGAUUUGGAAACUUUGAAGAAAUCGGCCCUCUUGACACCCAACUCAAGCCUCGAAAUACUACCUGGCUGCAGUGGGCCAGUCUCCUGUUUGUGGAUAAUCCCGUGGGCACGGGCUUCAGCUAUGUCAACACAACAGAUGCCUACGCAAAGGACCUGGACACGGUGGCUUCCGACAUGAUGGUUCUCCUGAAAUCCUUCUUUGAUUGCCAUAAAGAAUUCCAGACGGUUCCAUUCUACAUUUUCUCAGAAUCCUACGGAGGAAAGAUGGCUGCUGGCAUCAGUGUAGAACUUUACAAGGCUGUUCAGCAAGGGACCAUUAAGUGCAACUUUUCUGGGGUUGCUUUGGGUGACUCCUGGAUCUCCCCCGUGGAUUCAGUGCUGUCCUGGGGACCUUACCUGUAUAGUAUGUCUCUCCUUGAUAAUCAAGGCUUGGCCGAGGUGUCCGACAUUGCAGAGCAAGUCCUUGAUGCUGUAAACAAGGGCUUCUACAAGGAGGCCACUCAGCUGUGGGGGAAAGCAGAAAUGAUCAUUGAAAAGAACACCGACGGGGUAAACUUCUAUAACAUCUUAACUAAAAGCAGCCCGGAGAAAGCUAUGGAAUCGAGCCUCGAGUUCCUCCGGAGCCCCUUAGUUCGUCUCUGUCAGCGCCAUGUGAGACACCUGCAAGGAGACGCCUUAAGUCAACUCAUGAACGGCCCCAUCAAAAAGAAGCUCAAAAUUAUCCCUGAGGAUAUCUCCUGGGGAGCCCAGGCAUCUUAUGUCUUCCUAAGCAUGGAAGGGGACUUCAUGAAGCCUGCCAUCGACGUUGUGGAUAAGUUGCUGGCAGCUGGGGUCAAUGUGACCGUGUACAACGGACAGCUGGAUCUCAUUGUGGACACCAUAGGUCAGGAGUCCUGGGUUCAGAAGCUCAAGUGGCCACAGCUGUCCAAAUUCAAUCAGCUAAAAUGGAAGGCCCUGUACACCGAUCCUAAGUCUUCAGAAACAGCUGCGUUCGUCAAGUCCUAUGAGAACCUAGCCUUCUACUGGAUCCUAAAGGCCGGUCACAUGGUUCCUUCUGACCAAGGGGAGAUGGCCCUGAAGAUGAUGAAGCUGGUGACCAAGCAGGAGUAGCUGAGCUGGCUGGCCCUGGAGGCGCUAAGAGCAGAGCCCAGGAUGCAGGUGCUAAUGUCUAUCCCUGGUGCUCUUCUCCCCUGCUCUGCCAUGGGAUAUGACUCUGGGAGCACCUGCUCUCUCCCGUACCGAAAGACUGUGGCCUUCUGUGUCUACUUAGAAAUCAGUUCUGCUUCCCAAAGAGUAUUUAAAACCAGACUCAUUUAAUCAAAGUGAAGGGUUGCAAUCGAUUGGUCUCUUACUACAAAAGCAGUUGAUAGCACAUGUAAAUCCAAGCACUUGAGAGGUAGAAGAAGCAAGAGGAUGGAUGAGAGGUUCAAACGCAUCCGCAGCUACAUCGAAAGUUCAAAAGCAGCCUAUGCCAAACAGGGAGAGUCCCUGUCCCCCACCCCCACCCCCAAAAAAGAGCAAAAGCAAACCACAUGAUUUAUAGACAAAAGCAGUGGGAGAGACAAAGAAAAUACUUAAACACCCACUGAGCUGCCAACUAGGUGUCUCUGACUACGGGUCUUUUAUUUGCUACAUAUAUAUUUUUACAAAAAUGAAAUCCAUAUUGUACGCUAUUUUGCUGUCUGCUUCGUUCCCAUGUCGACAUGACCCGCACUUCUUUUCCCAUCAAUAAAUGUGUUGUGAUAUUUUUAA
Mus musculus (house mouse) is the source of this 2074-nucleotide messenger RNA. RefSeq names its product serine carboxypeptidase 1 (gene Scpep1). Gene Ontology annotation, biological process: proteolysis. NCBI's taxonomy places the organism in Eukaryota, Metazoa, Chordata, Mammalia, Rodentia, Muridae. Gene Ontology annotation, molecular function: serine-type carboxypeptidase activity. The transcript is spliced from 13 exons. The record is from RefSeq and is marked validated. The coding region runs from base 74 to 1432 and encodes 452 amino acids. Gene Ontology annotation, cellular component: extracellular region.